Messenger RNA from Thlaspi arvense, 1200 nucleotides. NCBI's taxonomy places the organism in Eukaryota, Viridiplantae, Streptophyta, Magnoliopsida, Brassicales, Brassicaceae. The record is from the annotation of a GenBank genome assembly.
AUGGGAUUGUCUAGCGAGACACUGGAGCUUCCUAUGGAUUUGGUGACAGAUGAGAUUCUCACGAGACUGCCAGCAAAAUCUCUGAUGAGAUUCAAGUGCGUCUCAAAGCACUGGUUAUCGGUCAUCUGCUCAAAAUAUUUCAGCAACCGUUUUCUUACGGUUCCAUCCCCUCGCCUUUACUUGAGUUUACGGAAUCACGAAGACAAAGGUAAGUCGGUAAUACUCUCAUUGGCUCCUUCAAGCAGCAGUAGUACUACUCCGUCUUCCUUUGUAGUUGACCAUGAUCUGACCAUCCCACGGAUGGGAGGCAACAUCGUGCAAUUUUUUCGUGGCUUCAUGUGCUACAUCUGUAGGUCAAGGGCACAUAUCUAUAACCCUGCCACAAGACAACUUGUCACCUUACCCUUCACCAGAAACAUGAUCGUACCUCGAGGAGGAGAUAAAGUUGUCUACUACUAUUUCGGACACGACCCUAUUAACGACCAGUACAAGGUGGUCUCCUUGAUUUCUGUAUACUCUCUGGGUGGUGCGAAAGUGAUGAGUAAAAAUUGGGUCUUUGACUUAAAAGCGGGAGGAGGAGGUUCCUGGAGAAAGGCUGCUCUAACUCCACCGGACUUUUCUCCUCAUCAACUGGGUGUGGGAGGAGGAGUGUGUAUCGAUGGGGUUAUCUAUUACGUGGUUUGGGUUGAUUAUAAAGCAGUGGUUGUGAGUUUCGACGUUAGAUCCGAAGAAUUCAACAUGAUCCAAGUUCCUCCCAGGGACGGCGACGAGGACCUUCGAAGAACCCUGAAUUGGUCUCUUACCAAGAAUCUCGCUCUUUUGGAGCAUGGUGGAAAAGUAACUCUUUUUGACCAGACCAAUCUUAAAAACAAGGGUGUGGUGGCUUUAUGGACUCUGGAAGAUGCCGGGACCAAGAAAUGGUCGUGCAAGAGUCAGGCUUUGAAGCCUUGUCAGAUGCAUUUGGUCAGUGGCAUUAAAUUCUUGAUAAGAGGGACAACUCAAAAGGGCAAGGUUAUCCUGAUACCUAAAAGGAUCUUUUCUCCUUAUCACAUUCUUUGUUAUGAUUUACAAAGCAAUGAUAUGACAAAGAUUGAAAUCAAAGGUAUACCGGACCACUGGUUUAGUUUGCACAAAUAUAACAUAAGUCUUCACUUGAUGUUUAUGGACCAGAGUGAGAGCGUUAUGUGCUGGGAGACUUGA